UCAUGUACUACCUUUUUCAUCUCAUAAUUUUCGGUAACCGGAAAUGGCUUGAACUUUUUUGGGUUUCUAAGAAGGGAACUAACUUCGGUGGUUUACAUGAUUAACAUGACAUGGGCCUUUUUCAUUCAUUUUUGGGAUUAGUGAACAGAAUUUGUCUCUACACUCUCACCUAAAAACUGUCCAUUUCUUCCUGUCCUUAUUUGAUUGGAAAUGAUCCCUUUUUUUAAUUUCAAUUUUCAAAGGCGCUUGUUGUCUCAAUCAUAAUACAUAAUAUGUCAGAAGAAAAUGGUAAUAAUAAGAGAUGGAUGGGGUAAUGGAUUCUGUUCCCAUGGUCUCACGCACUCAACGUGAAUUGGGCAUCCCUGGUUUGUAAUUUUAUGUCAUGUAAUGUAACAAAAUCUGUCCUUUCUUCUGUAGCAGUGGAGUCACUGUUAAGCGUGGAUUUUCACUUGUGCUUUAACUGGAAGGUUGUUUAACUAAAGUGCCUUGAAGUGUGUGGCCUUCUACUUUUUCGUUUCUGGGUAACACAAAAGAAAAAGACCUUGGUUUCCGAGGGUGUUUGUUGUCACUGUUCAUCGCUGCAAAGUUGCAAUAUUUUGGCUGAUUCAGCGUUUCAGAUGGCUUUUGGUGGUUGAUUCUCCUACCAAGUUGAGAAUUUGAGAUGAGCAGCCAAAAGGGUCGUCAUGAAGAAGAGAUGGGCACCUCAGAAACCACCGGGAAAGUGGUUGUGGUUGCAGUUAAAGCUUCCAGAGAUAUCUCAAGGACUGCUCUGGUGUGGGCUUUGACUCAUGUUGUUCAACCAGGGGAUUGCAUUAAGCUGUUGGUGGUCAUUCCGGCUCUUUCUUCAAGCAAGAGGGUAUGGGGAUUUUCAAGAUUUACCACUGACUGUGCCUCCAGUAAUUGGAGAUCCAGUUUAGGAACUGCUUCAGAUCAGAAAGAAGUUAUAACAAAAUCCUGUUCUCAGUUAGUGCUUCAACUCCAUGAUUUUUACGAUCCAGAGAAGAUAAAGAUCAGAGUGAAGAUUCUUUCUGGUUCUUCAUGUGGAGGUGUGGCCGCUGAGGCCAAGAGAGUUGAGUCAAGCUGGGUUAUAUUGGACAAAAAGUUGAAGCAUGAAAAGAAAUACUGCAUGGAGCAGCUGCAUUGCAAUAUUGUAAUGAUGAAGCGGUCUAGGCCAAAGAUUCUGCGCUUGAAUUUGAACAGUUCACCUAAGAUGGAACUGAACAUGGGUUGUCCAUUGAAACUCAGAAGAAACUUGAAAGAGAACACUGGACAUGGAGGUAUAAUCAGAGGUCCAGCUGUUACUCCUGCUAGCAGUCCUGAACAAGGGUCACCACCAUUGACUGCAACUGAUGUUGGAACAUCAUCAAUAUCAAGCUCAGAUCCUGCUACUUCCCCAUUUUUUCACUCUGACAACUAUGAGAGACAAAGGAGAGGUUUCACCUUCGUUCACGAGGGACUGACAAACCUAGAGGAUAUUGAGUCUGACUCCGAGAGCGAAAAGCUUAGCAUGUCGUCCAAGAGUUCAUAUUUUCAGCCAUGGAUUGCGAAUGUGAUUUGCAUGGAUGGUGAUUUCUCAAAGCAUGAAGACAACGUGCAAAGAUCCAGCGACAAGACUUUGGCAACUGCAUAUGAAGCUUUGCUUCAGAAAUUCUCAAAGUUGGAUGAAGAUCCUAUACUGGGAAUGCUUAACUGUAAAAUUGAUGUGAACUUGAGCAAAAGUGUUAGAGAAGCAAUUUCACUAGCUAAAGGUUCACCUCCUGGCCCUCCUCCACUGUGCUCCAUUUGUCAGCACAAGGCACCGGUGUUUGGAAAUCCACCAAGGUGGUUUACAUUUGCUGAAUUGCAGCUUGCCACGGGUGGUUUUUCACAAGCAAACUUCUUGGCAGAAGGUGGUUUUGGUUCCGUACACCGUGGAGUUCUGCAUGACGGACAAGUCAUUGCUGUGAAACAGUAUAAAUUAGCCAGCACUCAAGGAGAUAAAGAGUUUUGCUCAGAAGUUGAGGUCUUAAGCUGUGCACAACAUCGCAAUGUUGUGAUGCUAAUUGGGUUCUGUGUGGAGAACGGAAGAAGAUUGCUGGUUUACGAAUACAUCUGCAAUGGCUCUCUGGAUUCUCAUCUCUACAGACGAAAGCAGAAUGUUCUGGAAUGGUCUGCAAGACAAAAGAUUGCAGUUGGAGCAGCACGUGGUUUGAGAUACCUUCAUGAAGAAUGUAGAGUGGGUUGUAUUGUGCACCGUGACAUGAGGCCCAAUAAUAUCCUCCUCACUCAUGAUUUUGAAGCUUUGGUGGGAGAUUUUGGACUUGCUAGGUGGCAACCAGAUGGAGACAUGGGUGUGGAAACCAGAGUGAUAGGAACAUUUGGGUAUUUGGCGCCAGAAUACGCUCAGAGUGGUCAAAUUACUGAAAAAGCUGAUGUGUACUCGUUUGGUAUAGUACUGCUGGAACUCAUCACAGGAAGAAAAGCAGUGGAUAUAAACCGCCCCAAAGGCCAACAAUGUCUCAGUGAAUGGGCACGGCCAUUGCUUGAAAAACAAGCUAUUUAUAAAUUAGUAGAUCCGAGUUUAAGAAACUGCUAUGUUGAUCAAGAGGUACAUCGCAUGCUGCAAUGUUCCUCUUUAUGCAUUGGACGGGAUCCUCAUUUAAGGCCUCGAAUGUCACAGGUGCUGAGGAUGCUGGAAGGUGACAUUCUACUGUGAUUGCAUAUCCAAUUUUCCAUUUCCCAGGAACAUUAGCGUAGAACUAGAACACGAACAUGAACAAGGAUAAUCAGAAUGACAACAUUAUUGUCUUGUGAGAAAUUUCAGGAGGAUGCAGAAGUUUGAAGCUGAAUUUACGUUGUAAAAAGCUUAGUUUUUUCUGUUAGAUUUUUUAGCGAUGCUGUAAAUAUUAUCUUCGAUUUUGUGGAGAGGAGCGUAAUUGGAAGUGGUGUUAAUUAUUUAUUUCAUUGUACAUAACAUUUCAGUUUUCGUUAAAUCUUUCUUCCGUUUUUCAA
Messenger RNA from Vigna angularis (adzuki bean), 2991 nucleotides. RefSeq names its product inactive protein kinase SELMODRAFT_444075. Gene Ontology annotation, molecular function: protein kinase activity; ATP binding. Bases 662 to 2695 code for a protein of 677 amino acids. The transcript is spliced from 9 exons. The record is from RefSeq and is a predicted model, not a curated record. Lineage: Eukaryota; Viridiplantae; Streptophyta; Magnoliopsida; Fabales; Fabaceae. Gene Ontology annotation, biological process: protein phosphorylation.